Messenger RNA from Gambusia affinis (western mosquitofish), 3058 nucleotides. It is a transcript of the gene xrcc1, whose product is annotated as X-ray repair complementing defective repair in Chinese hamster cells 1. NCBI's taxonomy places the organism in Eukaryota, Metazoa, Chordata, Actinopteri, Cyprinodontiformes, Poeciliidae. Gene Ontology annotation, cellular component: nucleus. Gene Ontology annotation, biological process: base-excision repair; single strand break repair; double-strand break repair via nonhomologous end joining. Gene Ontology annotation, molecular function: damaged DNA binding. The record is from RefSeq and is a predicted model, not a curated record. The transcript has 17 exons. Bases 434 to 2317 code for a protein of 627 amino acids.
CGCCUAGAGUCGGAAGUUACGACACAUUGACAUUUUCAGCCUUUUGGUGGGAAAAUGAAUGCUCACUUGCGCAUAUCUAACGUUAAAUUCAAGUGGUCGUUAUAUAAAUCGAGAUAUUUACUGUAGCGAUAAAAGUACUGUGUUAAAUGUGAAGCAUAAAACAUCGUGGGAGAUUAUUGCGCUGCAGCCUUUCACGAGUGUUGAAUGAUCCGACAUAUAUGGGAAAGUUCACUGUCUUUUGUUUAUUAGCAUGCUAUCUGGUUAGUCAGGAGUCGCUCUAUCGCUGUUCUGCAACAAAGUGAGUUUUUUGUAGUGCCACGAAAAGCAAUCUGGGUGUGGUUUAGGGUUAGGUUGUACGUCGUAUUUUCUAAAACGCCCUGUUGACGGAAAUUAACUGAAAAUUAAUCGCAUUUCGAGAAACGGCAAGACAAUCAUGCCAGAAAUUCAACUCAAGCAUGUAAUUUCUUGCUCCACCGAGGACAGCACUCAUAAAGCAGACAAUCUGCUGAGCUCAGACACAUACAGAAAGUGGAAAGCAGCAAAACCCGGUGAGAAGCAGACGUCCGUCAUCCUCCAGUUUGAAAAAGAGGAGCAGGUCCACAGUAUUGAUAUUGGGAAUGAAGGAUCAGCUUUCAUCGAGGUGUUGGUUGGGAAUUCUUCAGCUGUCAAAGACCAGGACUAUGAGGUACUUCUUGUCACAUCUUCCUUCAUGUCCCCCACCGAGAGCCGCAAUGGCACCAACAUGAACCGGGUUCGUUUCUUCGGACCCAACCAGUUGCAGAAGAGCACCGCUCAAGAGAAGUGGGACAGGGUGAAAAUUGUGUGCACCCAGCCGUACAGCAAGAACAUUGCAUAUGGCCUUGCUUUUGUCAAGUUCCACUCACCACCUGAUAAAAUCGAUCCUCCGACCUCCUCCCCUAAACUGACAAAGCUGGGACAGUUCAGGGUGAAAGAUGAGUCUCCUUCAUCUGUGCCCAGCCUUCAACCUGGUAGCCUCUUCUUCAACCGAGACAAUGCAACAAAGCCAAGCACUUCACUCAAAGUGUCUCCACAGAGUGACAAGCUGAGCUAUGCUGCUGCUGCUCUGCAGGCAGGAAGUAGCUCUCAAUCACCAGGUCAAGCUUCCACCUCCAUCUCUGCCUCACCACAGCCACCAGCAAAAAGGAAGUUUGAGUUCAGCAAAGAACGACAGUCUCCCUCUGGACCUCCUCCGACAAAGAGAGUGAGUUCUGGGGGCUCGCCUGAGACCAAAGCUGUGACCCCUAAAUACAAACCAAGUCCUGUCAGCACGCCAAGCCCAAGCACUGCCAAAGCAUCAUCAGCAAAGAAAUCUGCUGAGAAGAAGAAGGAGAGCCAAUCCAAACCAGAACCAAAGCCCAAACCCAAGACAAAAUCCGACAGCGAGCAGCAGGUCCCAUUGAACCGGAUCUUGGAGGGUGUUGUGUUUGUUCUGAGCGGCUUCCAGAACCCCUUCAGAGGGGAGCUGAGAGAAAAAGCGCUUGAAAUGGGAGCCAAGUACCGGCCCGACUGGACACCUGACUCCACACAUCUUAUUUGUGCCUUCGCCAACACCCCCAAGUACAGCCAGGUGAAAUCAGCAGGCGGCAUCAUUGUCCGGAAAGAAUGGGUGAUGGACUGCCAUAAGAGGAAACAGAAGAUUUCACAUAAACGCUACUUGAUGGAUGGGGCGGAGUCCAGCUCCGAGAGCGAAACGGAUGGCGACGACCAGAGUGAGGAGGAAAUCGAAACUAAGAUUCCACAGAAGCAGGUGAAACAAGUCACCCCGAAAAAGACACCAGAAAAAAAGGAUGAGGAUGAUGAAUAUGGAGCCUCAACUGACGUGGAUGAAUCAGGUAAAGAAGAUGAAGGUGACGAUGAAUCGGGAGUAGAUACAGAAGACGAGCUGCAGAGGGUGGAGAGCAAACAGAAGAAAGCAGCUGCAAAAGAAUCAUCAGUGAAAGAAGAGGAUCCAUAUGGGGGGUCGACAGAUGAAAACACAGAUGCUGAAGCGGAAGAGGAUCAUCCCAUCCCUGAGCUGCCAGAUUUUCUUCACGGAAAGCACUUUUUCCUUUAUGGAAAAUUUCCAAACAACGAGAGGCGACUACUUUUACGGUACAUCGUUGCCUUUAACGGAGUGAUCGAGGAGUACAUGUCAGAUAAAGUGCAGUUUGUCGUGACAAGCGGCGGAUGGCACGAGUCCUUUGAGGAUGCGCUGAUGGAGAAUUGCAACCUGAACUUUGUGAAGCCUGCAUGGAUUUAUGCGAUCAAUGAACGUCAGAAAAUGCUGCCCUACCAACCAUACACUGUUGUGCCCUGAAAAAUACACUAUAAGCGCACUCUGAGGAGUCUGGCACACUCUCUUCCAGUCCUGGUGAAAAUGCAAAUGGGAAAAGUCAUAGUUCUUUUUCUGAUUAGCCAUUUCCAAUGAGCAAUAAACCAUUAAGUGUUCACUUAUAUUUUUUACACUGACUUAUGUGAUGGUAAUAAAAUAACUUCAGGUGUUUUCUCCAGAGAGCUGGGACUAAAAUGCUUAUUAAAUCAUCUCCCUUGAGUUAAGCGAUAGAUUAGUUAUAGAUUUAUUUUUAUUUGCCCUUUCUCAUAUGAGUUGUUCAUCACAGUCAGGUGAGAAAGACUCAUCCUUCAUGUGAAGCUCAUCUCCUGGACAAUAGGAAAAGAAGCAAAGUCCCUGAUUCAGGCCUUGUUGGAGUUUCGCGAUCUAAACGCAGCUACUGUCUGCCUCUGCUCUCCACUGCAACCUCAGGCUACAGGACUGGAAUGAGUAAUGAUGCUGUCCUGACUGCCAGUGGCACUGAUAAGAGACUCAAUGUUGCAGACUGUUAGACUUUAUGAGAUCAACCCAAAGUCAAGUGAAAGGUUGAGGUUACUUAAUGCUGCAGUCAAGAAUUGGAAAAAGUUAUAUCAGGAAUACAGGAGUCUAAUAAAAAUGAAUUCCUGAGUAGGGGUGGGUUUGUUUUCUGUUUUAUUUUCUGUUCAACGACUGCUUUCUUUGUGUUUGGAAAAGACGAGCUCGUGUAAUAAAAAGACAGUCUGGAUUUUA